AUGAAAGUGAUUCAAAAUCCAACACAAUAUUUCUUUGAAUAAUCUAAUAAUCCAUCUAAUGAGUAUUCAGAUAAGAUUAAUGCAUUCAUUGGAAAAUUAAUUAAUCAUAAAUCAUGUCUAUUAUGCAAAUAAGACUACAAUAUUAAAGAUAGAUUGCCUAGAAUAUUAAUUCAUUGUGGACAUACAAUUUGUACAUAAUGUUUAAACAAUUUCUAUAGGUUAGUUUUAUUAUUUUAAUGAAGUAUAGAAAUAGAAGAGUUCGAUGUCCACUCUGUUUAAAAUUAGUUAAACAUUUAGAUUCAAUUGACAGAUUGCCUGUAUAGAAUUUUUAUUUAUAUAGAUAAACCACACGAUCUUUAAUAAAAUGGCUGAAGAAAUUAAUAAAAAAAGUAGAUUUCAUGGAGGAACUGAUGUUAUAGAUCCAUAAUAAUAUUUAUUCACUUAAUUUUAAUAAUCAGCUGUUUAAGCUUAAAAAAUUAGAUAACAAUAAUAAAAUCAAUAUCCUCAAAUAGAUCCUGAUUCAGGACUUGAAUUUUGUGAAUUUCAUAAUGAUAGAGUAAAACAUUUCUUUUGUAUGAAACAUAAAAUUACUUGUUGCAGAGUUUGUUCUGAUAUGAUUCAUUAAAAAAAAGUAAUAGUUAAUAUUAUUUUUAUAAGGAUUGUAUUGUUGUAGAUCUUUAUGAAAUUGAAGAUGUUCCUGCAUUUUUAAAAGAAGCAUAUAAAUUAAAUUAAGAAAACAAUUGUUAAAAUAAUAAUAUUGAAUUCUUACCUGGUAUUAUUCAAUUUUUAAAAUAGAUGAUGAUAACAAUUUUAAUGAUGAUGAUUUGGAAGGAGAGUUUGCUCAAAAUGAAAGUCUAAAAAGCUUAUGA
Messenger RNA from Paramecium sonneborni, 869 nucleotides. NCBI's taxonomy places the organism in Eukaryota, Ciliophora, Oligohymenophorea, Peniculida, Parameciidae. The record is from the annotation of a GenBank genome assembly.